AUGGUAGCAUCCACCUCUCUUUUCCUUGUUUACAUUAAAGUUAUCACCUUCCUCUCAUGCUUCAGCUUGCAGGGUCUUAACUUGCUUGAUUUAGCAACCGCAAGCCCUGUAGUUAGAGGAAAUGGCACUGAUCAACAAGCUUUACUCCAGUUCAAAGCAAAGAUAACCGGUGAUCAACUCAGAAUUUUGGAGUCGUGGAACAGUUCCUUUCACUUCUGUCAGUGGCGUGGUGUUACAUGCGGUCGCAAGCAUCAGAGAGUCACCAAGCUGGAACUGCAAUCCCUCAAACUCUCCGGAUCUUUAUCACCGUUCAUUGGAAAUUUGAGCUUUCUUAGGGAGUUGAGUCUUGCGGGCAAUAGCUUCUACAAUGAGAUCCCUCAAGAGAUUGGCCGUUUAAGAAGACUGGAAAAAUUAGACCUGACCAAUAACUCCAUCAGUGGUGAAAUUCCUUCCAAUCUAUCUGCUUGUUCUAAGCUUACAUUAGUCGAUAUGAGAAGCAACCAGCUGACAGGAGAAAUACCUGCUUUGCUUGGAUUAUUGUCAAACCUGAAAUCCUUGAUUUUGGUGAACAACAGUUUGAGAGGGAGUAUCCCACCUUCGUUGGGGAACUUGUCAUCCCUAGAGGUACUUGCUUUGUUGAUGAAUGGAUUAACUGGGAUUAUACCAGAAUCAUUGGGGCAGUUGACAAAUCUUUUAGGUUUCUCCGUAGCGGGAAAUGCAAUAUCUGGUAUUGUUCCUGUCACAAUGUUCAAUCUCUCAAAUAUUCGAGACUUUGAUAUUGGUGGAAACAAGAUUCGAGGUACUCUUCCUUCAGACUUAGCAAUCAAUAUGCCAUAUAUUGAGUUCUUUUCCGUAGCGGGAAAUCAAAUCUCUGGACAAAUCCCGGUUUCGAUAUCCAAUGCCUCAAAUAUACAGGUACUUCAAUUGCCUGAGAAUAGACUUAGUGGAAGUGUGCCUUCAUUAGGAAAGCUGGACAAGUUGUUUAGAUUUAUAGUACACGAAAACCACUUGGGACAUGGGGAAGAGGGUGACUUGCACUUUCUUUGCACUUUAUGCAAUAAUACCAAACUAGAAAUUAUAAAUAUAUACAUAAAUAAUUUUGGAGGGGUAUUGCCCGAAUGCAUUAGCAAUUUUUCUAACAACCUUUUGCAAUUAGAAAUACACGAGAACAAAAUAUCAGGAAGAAUCCAUGAUGGUAUCAUAAAUCUCAUCAAUUUGGAGGUGCUAAUGGCAUCACAAAAUCAUCUAUCAGGUCCCAUCCCCUUUGAUAUUGGGAGGCUUCAGAAGCUAAAAAUAUUUUUGACUGAUAGUAAUUUUCUCUCCGGAACUAUUCCAUAUUCUAUUGGAAAUUUAACAGUGUUAACCGAACUUGCUUUUGAUUUUAACAAUCUUCAGGGCAGCAUUCCUUCAAGUCUUGGUAAGUGCCAAAAUUUGCUUAGAAUGAAUCUUUCCCAUAACAAUCUUAGUGGACCAAUAACACCAGAAGUACUUGGACUCCCAUCCCUGUCCAUUGGCUUAGACCUAUCAUCAAACUAUUUAACCGGUGAGCUUCCUUUUGAAAUAGGAAAACUAAAAAGUCUAGGUGUAUUGGAUGUUUCUCAAAAUAGGUUAUCUGGUUUGCUUCCAAACAACCUUGGUAAUUGUGUAAGUCUGGUGAAGCUGUUAUUAAACGACAAUUUGUUUGAAGGGCCUAUUCCAUCAUCUUUGAGUUCAUUGAGAGGACUUGAGGUAUUGGACGUAUCUGACAAUAAUCUUUCAGGUGGUGUUCCAGAAUUUCUUUUGAUCUUUAAGGCAUUAAAGUAUUUGAAUCUCUCAUUCAAUGAUUUUGAGGGAGUGAUACCAAGUGAAGGAGUCUUUAAAAAUGCAAGUGCUACAUUUGUUGAGGGGAAUCGUAAGCUUUGCGGAGGCAUUCCUGAAUUACACCUAUCUAGAUGCAGUUCAAAGAGAUCAUCAAACACUUCUCUUAGAGUAAAAAUUGCAAUUGCUAUUGUGAUUUUGACAGUGACUUUGGUUCUUACUUGUCUCCUCAUCUUGAGGUUUAGAAAGAAGAAAGAGCAGCCAACAACAACUUGGGUAGAAAAUUCCCUUUUACAGUUGUCAUACCAAAGGAUCCUAAGGGCUACGGAUGGAUUCUCUAUGCAAAAUUUACUUGGUUCUGGAAGCUUUGGUUCUGUAUAUAAAGGAAUUCUUGAAGAGAGUGGAGCAGUUAUUGCAGUAAAGGUGCUUGAUCUUCUGAAUCGUGGAGCUUCUAGAAGUUUCGUGGCUGAAUGUGAAGCGUUAAAGAACAUUCGACAUCGGAAUCUUGUCAAGGUUCUAACAGCCAUUUCAGGUGUCGAUUAUCAAGGCAAUGAUUUUAAAGCCUUGGUUUACGAGUUCAUGGAAAAUGGAAACCUGGAGGACUGGCUGCAUCCAUCAGUCCCCACGAAUGGACCGGGGACAGCUAGACACCUAAACUUCUUCCAAAGAGUAAGUGUGGCCAUAGAUAUUGCCCAUGCACUUGAAUAUAUGCACCAUCGUUGUGAAACAUCGAUCAUUCAUUGUGACCUCAAGCCAAGCAAUAUUCUGCUCGAUAAGGAAAUGGUUGGCCAUGUAGGUGACUUUGGCUUGGUAAAACUUAUUUCUGCAGAUAUGCUCAACUAUUCUAAUAAUUUGUCAAGUUCCCUUGGAUUAAGAGGAACUAUUGGUUAUGCUCCACCAGAAUAUGGCAUGGGAAGCGAGUUGUCAACAAAAGGCGACGUCUAUAGCUACGGCAUCCUCCUGCUAGAGAUGUUUACUGGGAAAAGACCGACUGAUGAAAGGUUUAAGGAAGGUUUAAAUCUUCACAACUUUGUUAAGGCAACAUUGUCCAAACAAGUGAUUGAGAUUGUAGAUCCCAUUCUUCUUCAAGAGAGUGUACAAAGAGGAACAACCGCAGACAUCACUCUCAAUGAAAACGGCUUGGGAAAUGACAAACAUCUUCAUUGCUUGAAUUUGAUAAUGGAAAUAGGACUUACUUGUUCUGCUGAAUCACCGAGUGAGCGGAUGGACAUGGGUGUUGCUGUUACCGAGCUUUGUUCUAUUAGAGACAAGUUUCUUCGUCCAACUCGAUUACAUCGUAGGAUUCAAACUUCAAAAGCUGCUCAAUCAGCAGGUUGCAGGUAUCUAAGUUGCUGUAUUGAUGAACGUGAGAGGCUUAGGUCAGACAUGGUGUUGGCUUGUCGCUUUUGUUCUCAUUCUAUAUGGUAUUAGCAGGUCUCCUCAUUUA
Messenger RNA from Hibiscus syriacus, 3244 nucleotides. Its product is annotated as probable LRR receptor-like serine/threonine-protein kinase At3g47570. The record is from RefSeq and is a predicted model, not a curated record. Lineage: Eukaryota; Viridiplantae; Streptophyta; Magnoliopsida; Malvales; Malvaceae. Gene Ontology annotation, molecular function: protein binding; protein kinase activity; ATP binding. Gene Ontology annotation, biological process: protein phosphorylation. The transcript has 3 exons. The coding region runs from base 1 to 3228 and encodes 1075 amino acids.